AUGCCUACCUCCAACGAAAUUGAGCUCUCUUACCAGGGCCGCAUUGCCAUCAUCACACUCAAUCGACCAUCAAAGCUUAACGCAUUGGACGCCGACCUUUAUUAUGAAUUGGGUGAAAAGCUGCGAGAAGUCGCUGCACGCGACGAUAUCUACAUCACUAUCUUGACCGGAAGAGGCCGGUACUUCUCCGCAGGCGCCGAUGUUCGUUCUACCAAGCCUUCGACUGGAAAUUCCGACAUCCGUCGACAAAUCGUUCGUAAUUUUGUUGUCAAUAAUCUUGAUAUCACCCGCGCUUUUUAUAAUCAUCCGAAGAUCCUCAUUAUGGCUCUAAAUGGUCCUGCUGUCGGUCUUUCUGCCGCGCUCACUGCCUUCGGAGACUUCAUCUAUGCUGCGCCCCACACAUUUCUCCUUACACCUUUUUCAUCUCUGGGACUUGUGACCGAAGGUGGCGCUAGCCGGGCUUUUGUUGAGCGUUUGGGUAUUUCCAAAGCAAACGAAGCUUUACUGAUGAGCAAGCGGAUCCCAAUUGAAGACCUCGUAUCAACAGGGUUUGUAAACAAGGUGAUUAUUCCGUCGAGUGGGAGGCAGGAUGAUUCCGACGAGUUUCUGAAGCUGGUAUUGGAGGAGGUGGAGGAUCGGCUGGGGAAGCAUCUGAAUCAGGAUAGUCUGUUGAAGAUGAAGAGUUUAAUUCGCAUGCAUGAGAGGGAGAUUCUUGAUCGUCAGAAUGUCCAUGAGGUGUUCAUGGGCAUGGAAAGGUUUUUGGCUGGCAUCCCACAAGAGGAGUUUCGGAAGAUUGCAGCAGGAGAAAAGAAGCAUAAAUUGUAG
Molecule: messenger RNA, 825 nt
Organism: Ophidiomyces ophidiicola
Lineage: Eukaryota; Fungi; Ascomycota; Eurotiomycetes; Onygenales; Onygenaceae
Gene: ECI1
Product: dodecenoyl-CoA isomerase
Exons: 2
Coding region: 1-825 (274 amino acids)
Biological process (GO): fatty acid beta-oxidation
Cellular component (GO): peroxisomal matrix
Source: RefSeq, a predicted model, not a curated record